AUGGUUGAGUUUGACGUCAAUAUCUUGGACGGUGCGUUCGAGAAGCCCUACAUCGAUCUCACGUUUCCUUUGCCUACUGACGAUGUCGAUACGAUUGUACCUGAUUUGGCAAACAAUGAAAAAGUGGCGAAGCUGAUUGGUAUGAUUGAACAUUUUGUCAGGUUCUUUGGUGGGAUCGACACUGACAAAAUCUACUAUGAGACUGAGUAUAAAUUUGGUCUUUCAAAGUACGAUAACAAGAAGUUCCACAAUGAUUUCAAGAACUACAUGAAAAAUCAAUUGGAAACCAAGGACGAAAAACUCAACGAGCUCGUAUAUCUGUUAGUCAAACAAGAGCUCAACAUGAAGUUGAUUGAACCGAAAGAUUUCAACGACCGUUUCGCUAAAGUGAAGGACUUCAUGGUCAAGUAUUAUCUGGCUCAAAAUGAAAAGAACUUGCCCACAUUUGAAUCUUUAUCAUGGUUGAGAAUCUCUUACGUUACCACGAUGAAAGUUUUCCAAAAGAUGUUCCCGAGAGGCAUCUGGGUUUCGCGUGCUGAUUUUGAGGGCUUACUCAAGCAGUACAUGGCUAACCCAAUGUCCGUGAUUUAUUUGCCAAACCAUCAGAGUCAUGUUGACUACAUGAUUAUGCACAUUUUGUUGGUGCGUUUCCACAUGAGCAUCCCGACUGUUAUUGCUGGGGAGAAUUUGAACGUGGCUGUGUUCGGAAGAAUUCUCAAAAACCUUGGUGCCAUUUUUAUUCCUCGCAGUUUCAAUCAAGAGUUGUACACUGAGCGCAAUUUGAAUAAUGUUAUUGAGUACAUUCUCAAGAAUAAAAUUGCUCUUGAAGUUUUCAUUGAAGGUACCAGAUCUCGUGAUGGCAAGCUUCUUUUACCGAAGUACGGGAUCCUCAAAUCUUUGGUACAAAUUUAUCUCAAACAACGUCACGAAGAAAAAAACGAAAAAUUCGAUUUAUUGUUUCAACCUGUGCUGAUCACAUACGAGCGUAUCUACGAAACCGACGGUUACUUAAACGAGUUGAUUGGGAAAGACAAAAAGAAGGAAUCUUUCAUGGGGAUCGUUACCAACGGUCUCAAGAAUUUGCGUGGUGGACCUACUGAAGUUGUUGAGGUUCGCGACAAGUUUGGGUUUAUUGAUAACUCCGAAACUGAAUUGACUGGUAAAUUGUUUGUGAAGCUCGGUGAAAGAUUUUAUUUGUCUGAAUUUAUCGAGAAUGAUGAUUACUCGUUCGCUGAUGAGCCCAGUCUCAAGAAACUCGGAUUCAAAGUUUUGCAUGAAGUCAACAACACAUCAUACCUUCCGCCUGUCGCCAUUGUUGGCAUGGCGUUACAAAUCUAUUACUACCGUAACUAUGAGGGUAAGGGGGCAAAAGACCAAGAGCGCUUUUUCAAGAUUGAUGAAUUUUUGCCGACUCUUAAAAAGGUUAUCACACUUUUGUCCCGUGAGGUUGACGGACACCCUAUCAACAACUCUCUUCUCAAGGAGUUGCAGCAAUACAGUGACAAGCAGCUUGAGGAUUUAACCAUCGAGUGCAUCAAGCUUUUCUUCCGCAUGGUUUCGGUCAAUGAGACGACAAAAGUGAUUCGCAUUACAAAUCCUAUUGAAUUGUUGUACUACAAGAAUUUGUCCGUGCACUUGGUAAUUGCUCGGAGCCUUGUGGCGGCAAUUUUAACGUCAACAAGCCAGGAAUUGACCUACACGGAUAUCAACAGACUUAACUAUAUUCUCACUGGCUUGCUUAAAAUUGAAUUUUUGUUUGAUUACGACUUCAGCCCCCGACUGCAACUUUCUUUUAUUUUACAAGAUCUUCAAGAUGAGGGCAUUAUUCGUGAUGAGAAUGGCUUGUAUAAGAUUGUUGACCGGUCUUAUCUCGAAGGAGUGGGAAACCUCUCGAAACCAUUUAUGCAGCUGUAUGUGAACCUUAUUCGCCUGUUGAUGACAUACAAUCCCAAGGAUGACACUGAGUUGAUCAUGGAAACUAAGCCUAAAAAGCCCAAUUUACCUGUUGAUGAAGAUGAAAUCAAGUACCCCACAACGAAGAAUUUGCUCAAAUAUGUGAUCAAAACGAACAGAGAUCAACAGCCUUUGGAACUGAUCAACAAGCAAUACUUGAUGUCUGACUUGUAUUUCUUGUUCCACUUGAAUCUUCUCAAAAUUUUCAAGAACAAGGCUAAGACUAAGGCUUUUGUCGAGAUGCUUGAACCUAAGGAUUUGAACGUCAUUGCAGACUUCCUCGAGGAUAUCAUUCAGCAAAAGUUGAACCUCUCGGGUCAAGGGCCUCACGGGGCGUCUCUGGUACGUCUCAAUUAUUUGGUUGAUAUCAUUAACAAGAACCCCGCUAGAAAACAAAGAUUGGCUGCUUCCCUGGACGCUGGCCUGAUCGCAGUUGAAGCCAAGCUUUAA
This is a messenger RNA of Diutina rugosa, 2403 nucleotides long. RefSeq lists its product as uncharacterized. Lineage: Eukaryota; Fungi; Ascomycota; Pichiomycetes; Serinales; Debaryomycetaceae. Bases 1 to 2403 code for a protein of 800 amino acids. The transcript has a single exon. Gene Ontology annotation, cellular component: mitochondrial membrane. The record is from RefSeq and is a predicted model, not a curated record.